This is a messenger RNA of Periconia digitata, 420 nucleotides long. Lineage: Eukaryota; Fungi; Ascomycota; Dothideomycetes; Pleosporales; Periconiaceae. The record is from the annotation of a GenBank genome assembly.
AUGCUGCCUGGCCUGCCUGCCUCUUUCUGCAUUCCACCCAUUCCAAAUCACACUCACUCGGCAAUAUUAUUAUUCAAUGGUUAUCAUCAUCAGAGAGAGAGACUGCAGUGCAUCUGUGUGAAGAACAACAACAACAAAACCAACCUGCCUAGCUCUGUGUGUGCAUCUCGGAUCAUACGUGCCUAGGUACGUACCUCUUCCGCGUGUUGUGCUGGCAACCGUGUCUCUUUGCCACCAAUCGUUCCAUUGCGCGCGCCGGUGCACCCGUGACUCGAGCCUAGAUGAUUGAUGAAGAGGGUGCCGAGCAUGACAUGCAAACCCUAUCUUAGGACAACCAGGACAACUCAUCAUCAUCGCCAUCGUUGUCGUCGUAAUCAGCUGCACAGUCUCAGGAUGCAAUAAUACAACAAACAAAACUAA